UCCUUUUAUCUAGUGUUUGUGUAAGUUUUCAAAGUUAUUAAGACUUUCAAAGUCUCACGCUGGACAUCUUCACUUGUGUCAUGUGACUGAAGGAUAAUUCUUGCAGUUUGAAAUAGGAAGUAAAGAGAGACAGGAUGUGUAUUAGUUUCUCCACUGCAUGUUGAUCAUCUCUCAUUCUCAACAUGACAUCUGAACACGGCAGAUUACAAUAAAGCAAGGAUGUUUCGUCUUUCCUCUCUGAUCUUUCUGCUUGUGAUUCCCGGCAUUUGUGGCCAAACUUGGAAUGUGAAGUACAAAAAUCUUAACAUAUGCGCUCUGAAGGGAUCAACAACACAUCUAUCAGGCAGUUAUACACACCCAAAUGGUCUCACUGUGACAAAGAUAUUUUGGACCACAAAUCCAGUUUCUGAAAAAGAGCAAACUGAUUUGUCUGAUAAUCCACAUUACAAAGACAGGAUUGAGUACUUCCUGAAUAAAGACCAAAUCUUCUUUCUCAAACUGAGUAACGUGACAGAUCAGGAUGAAAGUAUGUACUGCAUCAAAAUCCAAACAAAUGUGAAAGAUCAAAGAUGGCUGGGUUAUCCUUGUAUUGACCUCAAAGUGACAGAUCUCAGAGUGGAGAUUCCUGAAGAGGUCAUAGAGGGAAAUUCAGCUGUUUUAGUUUGUAAGACCACCUGCAACCUCGGAAACCGUGCUAAUUAUAACUGGUACAAGAACAGCAAACCUUUCUCAGGAUCUCUCAGUACAAAUGAACUCUUGUUGCAGUCAGUCAGCAGUGAUGAUACAGGAAACUACAGCUGUGCAGUGACACAACAUGAACAUCUCCCAUCUCCUGCGGUCACUCUCUCUGUCAGAUAUUCUCCAAAGAAAGUCUCAGUGUCCAUCAGUGGAUCAGGUGAAAUAGUUUUGUUUGAUUCAGUGACUUUGACCUGCAGCAGUGAUUCAAACCCACCUGUUCUGAACUACACCUGGUUUAAGGAGAAUGAAACCUCAUCUGUUGGAUCUGGACAGAGUUACAGCAUCUCCAACUUUAAUUCCAGUCACAGUGGACAGUUUUACUGUGUGGCUCAGAAUGAACAUGGAUCUCAGAGAUCAGCAGCUGUCUCAGUCACUGUUGCAGAAGGAAAAACCCCAGUUUUGACAGUAGUCAUUUCUGCUGCUUUUCUUGCUUUUAUGGUACUGAUGGUUGCCAUCGCGCUGCUUAUAAGGAGGAAAAGAGUUUCUCCAUCAGAAGAGCAAAACAACAGAGGAUUACAACACAAUGAAAAGAUCGAGUCUCCUGAGGGAACCUACAUGACCCUUGACCCCAUGUCCAGAUGCUCGGAUUAUGACACACUGCAUAACGUAAAGAGAUCCUGCAGUAAUACAGGCGACCCUGAAGUUCAGGAACCAACAUAUUAUAACACAGACAAUUAAAUAUUCCACCUCUUUCAUUUUCCUUUAUUAAGUUAAACUCAUUUUACAGCAUCAUGUUGAUUACCACAAAAAGGUAUUUCAACUCAUCCUGCCUUUUCUUUAAAAAGGAACAAUCUGAGAUCCAGUGAUAUAUAACUCUGAACUCUUAGCUUGACUCCUGUGAGCUCUAUUUUCAUCUUUGCAACUUUCAGAAGCAUCGCAUUGCUUGCAUUUAUUGGUUGUAUGCAGUAAUAUACAAAUAUGUUCUGUAUUGUUGAGAAUUUGAUCUAUAAACUUUGAUUUGACUUCA
Myxocyprinus asiaticus (Chinese sucker) is the source of this 1705-nucleotide messenger RNA. RefSeq lists its product as uncharacterized. The coding region runs from base 220 to 1416 and encodes 398 amino acids. Lineage: Eukaryota; Metazoa; Chordata; Actinopteri; Cypriniformes; Catostomidae. The record is from RefSeq and is a predicted model, not a curated record. The transcript is spliced from 9 exons.